CUCUCGAAGCCAGGGUUUACUUGCUUUGCUUGCUAGGGUUUGGUCUCGCCGGCUGUCUUAGUGUUGUCGGCGGCGAGGGGAGAAUGGAGGGGAGCCGAGGGGACGGGAGGAACGCGAACCAGCUGAGGCCGUUCACGUGCGCGCGGAACCCGCUGGACCGGGCGCACGGGUCCGCGCGGUGGUCGCAGGGGGACACGGUGGUGCUGGCGGCGGUGUACGGGCCCAGGCCGGGGACGAGGAAGGGGGAGAACCCCGAGAAGGCCUCCAUCGAGGUCGUCUGGAAGCCCAAGACCGGCCAGAGCGGGAAGCAGGAGAAGGGGUACGAGAUGACGCUCAAGAGGACCCUGCAGAGCAUCUGCUUGCUCACCGUCCAUCCCAACACCACCACCUCUGUCAUUCUUCAGGUUAUGGGCGAUGAUGGUUCUCUUCUUCCAUGCGCGAUUAAUGCCUCUUGUGCUGCACUUGUUUUUGCUGGCAUCCCUUUGAAACAUCUUGCUGUUGCAAUUGGCUGCGGGGUAUUGGGGAAUGGUGCUGUGAUUUUGGACACAAGCAAGGCAGAAGAGCAGGAAUUGAAAUCGUUUGCUCAUUUGGUGUUCCCCAACUCACGCAAAUCUGUCGAGUCAAAAGAAUCACAACAGAAAGAUGAGCACUCUGAACGAGGACUGUUAACUUCAAUCACCCAUGGCGUGAUGUCCGAGGACGAAUACUUCAGCUGCAUAGAGAGGGGUCUUGCUGCAUCCUCGCGGAUCUCAGAUUUCAUGAGGACAACCUUGCAGAAGCAGACGCCUGAUUAUCUUUGAUAGCCAUCAUAGCCCGGUGUGAUUUAGCAGCUGGUCACUGGUCCAUGGUUGCAUAGGCAUGGAAAAGCUUGUGGUGUGGGGCAAUUUUGCGUGAAAAAUUGUAGUGUUAGCUUCAUUUGUGAAUCGUUGAACCACUGAAUAGCUGAGGAAACUGUUGCAGGCACUUGCUGAAUUAUUAUUGACUGUAUCCAGGCAGCUGCAGUUCUGUAAAACCUUCAUCUAUGGCCGGCCCUCCAUGAACAGUUAAUCCUGGUUGGAUGGAGCAGGUUGUUUGAAUUGAGCAGUUGGGGCUAUCCUUUAUGUUAUCCUCGUUUGUGAA
Messenger RNA from Brachypodium distachyon (stiff brome), 1119 nucleotides. RefSeq names its product exosome complex exonuclease RRP46 homolog. Gene Ontology annotation, biological process: nuclear mRNA surveillance; U4 snRNA 3'-end processing; rRNA catabolic process. The record is from RefSeq and is a predicted model, not a curated record. Bases 84 to 800 code for a protein of 238 amino acids. Gene Ontology annotation, cellular component: cytoplasmic exosome (RNase complex); nuclear exosome (RNase complex); nucleolus. The transcript is spliced from 7 exons. Lineage: Eukaryota; Viridiplantae; Streptophyta; Magnoliopsida; Poales; Poaceae.